UUACAAAUUAUAAUACUGUGGUAGAAACAAAUUCAGAUUCAGAUGAUGAAGACAAACUCCAUAUCGUGGAAGAAGAAAGUAUUACAGAUGCAGCAGAUUGUGAAGGUGGUGUGCCAGAAGAUGACUUGCCAACAGACCAGACAGUGUUACCGGGGGGCAGUGAAAGAGAAGGCAGCGCUAAGAGCUGCUGGGAGGAUGAUGCAGGAAAGGAAGGACAAGAAAUCCUGGGGCCUGAAGCUCAGGCAGAUGAAGCGGGAUGUGCAGUAAAAGAUGAUGAAUGUGACUCAGAUGCAGAAAAUGAACAAAACCAUGAUCCUAAUGUUGAAGAGUUCCUGCAACAACAAGACACUGCUGUCAUUUACCCCGAGGCACCUGAAGAGGACCAGAGGCAGGGCACCCCUGAAGCCAGUGGUCACGAUGACAACGGAACACCAGAUGCAUUCUCCCAGUUACUCACCUGCCCGUAUUGUGAUAGAGGCUAUAAACGCUUUACCUCUCUGAAAGAACACAUUAAGUAUCGCCAUGAAAAGAAUGAAGAUAAUUUUAGUUGCUCCCUGUGCAGUUAUACCUUUGCAUACAGAACCCAACUUGAACGUCACAUGACGUCACAUAAGUCAGGAAGAGAUCAAAGACAUGUGACACAGUCUGGGGGCAAUCGUAAAUUCAAGUGCACUGAAUGUGGAAAAGCUUUCAAAUACAAACAUCAUCUAAAAGAGCACUUAAGAAUCCACAGUGGAGAGAAGCCAUAUGAAUGCCCAAACUGCAAGAAACGUUUUUCCCAUUCUGGUUCCUAUAGCUCACACAUAAGCAGCAAGAAAUGUAUCAGCUUGAUGCCUGUGAACGGGCGACCAAGAACAGGACUCAAGACACCUCAGUGUUCCUCACCAUCUCUUUCGGCAUCACCAGGCAGUCCCACACGACCACAGAUACGGCAAAAGAUAGAGAACAAACCCCUUCAAGAGCAACUUUCUAUAAACCAAAUUAAAACUGAACCUGUGGAUUAUGAAUUCAAACCCAUAGUGGUUGCUUCAGGAAUCAACUGUUCAACCCCUUUACAGAAUGGGGUUUUUAGCGGUGGUGGCCCGUUACAGGCAACCAGUUCUCCUCAGGGUGUGGUGCAAGCUGUUGUUCUGCCAACAGUUGGUUUGGUGUCUCCCAUAAGUAUCAAUUUAAGUGAUAUUCAGAAUGUACUUAAAGUGGCAGUAGAUGGUAAUGUAAUAAGGCAAGUUUUGGAGAAUAAUCAAGCCAAUCUUGCAUCCAAAGAACAAGAAACAAUCAAUGCUUCAUCCAUACAGCAAGGCGGCCAUUCUGUUAUUUCUGCCAUCAGUCUUCCUUUGGUUGAUCAAGAUGGGACAACCAAAAUUAUCAUUAACUACAGUCUGGAGCAGCCUAGCCAACUUCAAGUUGUUCCUCAGAAUUUAAAAAAAGAAAAUCCAGUCCCCACAAACAGUUGCAAAAGUGAAAAGUUACCAGAAGAUCUUACUGUUAAAUCGGAGAAGGACAAAAGCUUUGAAGGAGGAGUGAACGAUAGCACUUGCCUUCUGUGUGACGAAUGUCCAGGAGAUAUUAAUGCACUUCCAGAAUUAAAGCACUAUGACCUAAAGCAGCCCUCUCAGCCUCCUCCGCUCCCUGCACCAGAAGCCGAGAAGCCCGAGUCCUCUGUUUCAUCGGGUGGUGAUGGCAAUUUGUCUCCCAGUCAACCACCUUUAAAGAACCUCUUGUCUCUUCUAAAAGCAUACUAUGCUUUGAACGCACAACCAAGUGCAGAAGAGCUCUCCAAAAUUGCUGAUUCAGUAAACCUACCACUGGAUGUAGUAAAAAAGUGGUUUGAAAAGAUGCAAGCUGGACAGAUUUCAGUGCAGUCUUCUGAACCGUCUUCUCCUGAACCAGGCAGAGUAAAUAUCCCCGCAAAGAGCAAUGAGCAGCCUCAAUGUACAAAUGCAAAUGAACCCCCGGACAGCACAGCAGAGCUGCAGAGCCCCCUGAAGAUGUCUGACUCCCCAGUUCUACCAGCGGGAUCACCCAUCAAUGGUUCCAGAAGUAGUCCACCCUCCCCAUCACCUCUAAACCUUUCCUCAUCCAGAAAUACACAGGGUUACUUGUACACAGCAGAAAGUGCACAAGAAGAGCCACAAAUAGAACCUCUUGAUCUUUCACUACCAAAGCAACAGGGAGAAUUAUUGGAAAGGUCAACCAUCACUAGUGUUUACCAGAACAGUGUUUAUUCUGUCCAGGAAGAACCCUUGAACUUGUCUUGCACAAAAAAGGAGCCACAGAAGGACAGUUGCGUUACAGACUCAGAACCAGUUGUAAAUGUGAUCCCACCAAGUGCCAACCCCAUAAAUAUUGCUAUACCUACGGUCACUGCCCAGUUACCCACAAUCGUGGCCAUUGCUGACCAGAACAGUGUUCCAUGCUUGCGAGCACUAGCUGCCAAUAAGCAGACUAUUCUGAUUCCCCAGGUGGCUUACACAUACUCGACUACAGUCAGCCCUGCAGUCCAGGAAGCACCCUUGAAAGUGAUCCAGCCAAAUGGGAAUCAGGAUGAAAGGCAAGACACUAGCUCAGAAGGAGUAUCAAAUGUAGAGGACCAGAAUGACUCUGAUUCCACACCACCCAAAAAGAAAAUGCGGAAGACAGAGAAUGGAAUGUACGCUUGUGAUUUGUGUGAUAAGAUAUUCCAAAAGAGUAGCUCACUAUUGAGACAUAAAUACGAACACACAGGUAAGAGACCGCAUGAGUGUGGAAUCUGUAAGAAGGCGUUUAAACACAAACACCAUUUGAUUGAACACAUGCGGUUACAUUCUGGAGAAAAGCCCUAUCAAUGUGACAAAUGUGGAAAGCGUUUCUCACACUCUGGGUCUUACUCUCAACACAUGAAUCACCGCUACUCCUACUGCAAGCGGGAGGCGGAGGAGCGCGACAGCGCGGAGCAGGAAGAGGCCGGGCCGGAAGUCCUGGCCAGCGAGCACGCCGGGGCCCGCGCAUCUCCCUCACAGGCCGACUCGGAUGAGAGAGAGAGUCUGACGAGGGAAGAGGAUGAAGACAGUGAAAAAGAGGAGGAGGAGGAGGAGGACAAAGAGAUGGAAGAACUGCAGGAAGAGAAAGAAUGUGAAAAACCACAAGGGGAGGAGGAAGAGGAGGAGGAAGAGGAGAUGGAGGAGGAGGAGGGGGAAGAGGCAGAGAAUGAGGGAGAAGAGGCAAAAACUGAAGGUCUGAUGAAGGAAGAUGACGCUGUAAAUCAAGCGAGCAGCUUAGAACAAAAAGUAAGCAAGAAUAGCGAGCAGGUGUCUGAAGAAAAAACAAAUGAAGCCUAAUAGUUUUUCUAGAAGGAAAAUACAUUCUAAUUGGUAAUGAAGUUUGUUCUAUAUUAUACAUGCUUUUCAUGGAAACACAGUAACCUGUAUACUGUGGUUUCUGUUCACUACUGUGUAAAGUAAAAAUUUAAAAAAAUACAAAAUACAAAAAAAAAAAAAAAAAAAACCCAAACACACAAAAAAAAAUCCGGGUGUGCCUGAUCUCAGACCUAGUAAUUUUUCAUGCAUUUUUCAAAGUUAGGAACAAGUUUGUAACACGAAGCAGAUUAGAAAACUUUAAUGACUCGGAAAGCAAAGAUUUAACAGGUUAAAGGAAACUGAUUAAUUAAAGAAGCAUCUGGCAUUGUUUCAUUUUGUCAGUAUUAAUUAUCACUCUUACAUUGGUUUAUUCUUAAGCUGUACAAUUGGGAGAAAUUUUAUAAUUUUUUAUUGGUAAACGUAUGCUAAAUCCGCUUCAGUAUUUUAUUAUGUUUUUUAAAAUGUGAGAACUUCUGCACUACAAAAUUCCCUUCACAGAGAAGUAUAAUGCAGUUCCAAACCGUGCUAACUACCUUUUAUAAGAUCAAUCUAGAAGGUAGUAAUUUCUAAUAUUUAGAUGUCAUAGUGGAGUAUUAUCAUUUCAAGUGUAUUGUUAGCCUUAAGAAAGCAGCCGAUAGAAGAACUGAAGUUUCUUACUCAUGUGGUUUAAAAUGGAGUUCAGGAGAUUGUCAUUGAGUUCUGAUUGCAGGGACUAACAGUGUUAAUCCUGGAAGGGUAGCAGAGUCGUCAGAAUCAGUGUUCGUAAUUGUGUUUGAGUAUGUGGUGACAAAAAUGAAGGAUAUGAUAUGAAGCUUUGUAUCUCCUUUGGCCUUAAGCAAGACCUGUGUGCUGUAAGUGCCAUUUAUCAGUAUUUUCAAGGCUCUAACCCGCCUUUGUUCAAUGUGUGGCCUACAAUAACUAGCAUUUGUUGAUUUGUUUAUUGUAUCAAAAUUCCAAAUAAAACUUAAAACCACUGACCCUGUCAGAGAGACCUAAACACUGGGACAUUUCAUCCUUUAAUUCCUCAGUAUUCAUUUUAUGUUAAUUGACUUUCAAAAUUUCUCUACAGAAAUGAAAGGGAAAUUUUCUAAUCUGCUCUGUCCAUGUACUUGCAUUUCAGACAUGGACAUGCCAUUGUUAUUUGGCUCAUAACUGUUUCCAAAUGUUAGUUAUUAUGGACCCAGUUUAUUAACAACAUUAGCUGAUUUUUACCUAUCAGUAUUAUUUUAUUUCUUUUAGUUUAUAGAUCUGUGCACCAUUUUUGUACUGUAUGUCUUCAAACCUGGCAGUAUUAAUACCCUUCUUACUGACAUGUACUUUUAGUUUUAGAAAACUUUUAUAUUUAUGUGUCUUAUUUUUAUAUUUCUUUAUUUAUUACACAGUGUAGUGUAUAAUACUGUAGUUUGUAUUAAUACAAUAAUAUAUUUUAGUAUGAAAAUUUGGAAAGUUGAUAAGAUUUAAAGUAGAGAUGCAAUUGGUUCUCUUGCAUUGAGAUUUGAUUUAACAGUGUUAUGUUAACAUUUAUACUUGCCUUGGACUGUAGAACAGAAUUUAAAUGGGAAUGUAUUAGUUUUACAACUACAAUCAAGUCAUUUUACCUUUACCCAGUUUUUAAUAUAAAACUCUUAAAUUUUGAAAUUCACUGUGUGACUAAUAGCAUGAUGCUCUGCAGUUUUAUUAAGAGAUUAGCCUAACCAUAAACCUCUCAUUUCCUUAGUAAGCCAAAUUAGGAUAACCUUAUAUAAACAGUGUUGGGAACAAUGUUUAACAUUUUGUGCCAAUUUGUUCCUGUAUUCAUGUAUGUAAGUUACAAAUCUGAUUCUUCAUUUUUAAGUUCCUUGUUACACCAUGGUCAUUUUCUAGUUUUUUACCAGACUCGCCCAUCUCACAAUAAAAUGCAUCAACAAGCCUGA
Ailuropoda melanoleuca (giant panda) is the source of this 5248-nucleotide messenger RNA. It is a transcript of the gene ZEB1, whose product is annotated as zinc finger E-box binding homeobox 1. Bases 600 to 3317 code for a protein of 905 amino acids. Lineage: Eukaryota; Metazoa; Chordata; Mammalia; Carnivora; Ursidae. Gene Ontology annotation, biological process: regulation of transcription by RNA polymerase II; anatomical structure development. The transcript is spliced from 8 exons. Gene Ontology annotation, molecular function: DNA-binding transcription factor activity, RNA polymerase II-specific; RNA polymerase II cis-regulatory region sequence-specific DNA binding. The record is from RefSeq and is a predicted model, not a curated record.